GGCUCCGCUAGGGCGGGGGUCGCGGGUUCGAAUCCCCCCCCGGCGGCAGCAGCGGCGGGGGCCGCGGGUUCGAAUCCCCCCCCGGCGGCAGCAGCGGCGGGGGCCGCGGGUUCGAAUCCCCCCCCGGCGGCAGCAGCGGCGGGGGCCGCGGGUUCGAAUCCCGCCGUGGGCAGCAGCGGCCUGGGGAUGGGCCGCGGGUGAGGCGGCGGGCACCGGGCACCGGGUCCGGUCCCCGCUUGGCUCCCAGCCCUCAUCGUGGGGCUGGCCGGGCCCGGGGACGGGCCGCAUGUUCCCCUCGGCAGCACGGAGCCGCAGCCCGAGCCAGGAGCCGGCCCGUCGGCAGCGGGCGGUGGGCCCGGGGUGGUGGUGGCGGAGGAGAAGGAGAAGGAGGAGAAGGAGGCGGCGAUGGAGGGGCUGGCCGGGUACGUGUACAAAGCGGCGAGCGAGGGGCGAGUGCUGACCCUGGCCGCCCUGCUGCUGAACCGUUCCGAGAGCGACAUCAAGUACCUGCUGGGCUACGUCAGCCAGCACGGCGGGCAGCGCUCCACGCCCCUCAUCAUCGCCGCCCGCAACGGCCACGCCAAGGUGGUGCGCCUGCUCCUCGAGCACUACCGCGUGCAGACGCAGCAGACCGGCACGGUGCGCUUCGACGGCUUUGUCAUUGAUGGAGCGACAGCUCUCUGGUGCGCAGCGGGGGCCGGACACUUCGAGGUGGUCAAGCUGCUGGUGAGCCACGGCGCCAACGUGAACCACACCACGGUGACCAACUCGACUCCCCUGAGGGCCGCGUGUUUCGACGGCAGGCUGGACAUCGUCAAGUACCUGGUAGAAAACAACGCCAACAUCAGCAUCGCCAACAAGUACGACAACACCUGCCUUAUGAUCGCGGCGUACAAAGGCCACACGGACGUGGUGAGGUACCUCCUCGAGCAGCACGCAGACCCCAACGCCAAAGCCCACUGCGGCGCCACGGCCUUGCACUUCGCGGCCGAGGCCGGCCACCUGGAGAUCGUGAGGGAGCUGGUCAAGUGGAAGGCGGCGAUGAUGGUCAACGGGCACGGCAUGACCCCGCUGAAAGUGGCCGCCGAGAGCUGCAAGGCAGACGUGGUGGAGCUGCUGCUGGCUCACGCUGACUGCGACCGGAGGAGCCGGAUCGAGGCGCUGGAGCUGCUGGGCGCCUCGUUCGCGAACGACAGAGAAAACUACGACAUCAUGAAGACGUACCACUACUUGUAUUUGGCGAUGCUGGAGAGGUACAGGGACAGCGAGAACAUCAUCGAGAAAGAAGUUCUUCCGCAAAUCGAAGCCUAUGGAAACAGGACUGAAUGCAGAACUCCUCAGGAAUUAGAGUCUAUAAGGCAGGACAGAGAUGCCCUUCACAUGGAAGGCCUCAUUGUGCGGGAGAGAAUUCUGGGCUCGGACAAUAUCGAUGUGUCUCACCCCAUUAUUUACCGGGGGGCUGUUUAUGCAGACAACAUGGAGUUUGAGCAGUGUAUCAAGCUGUGGCUCCAUGCCUUGCAUCUGAGGCAAAAAGGCAACAGGAACACGCAUAAGGACCUCCUGAGGUUUGCCCAGGUCUUUUCUCAGAUGAUACACUUAAACGAGCCCGUUAAAGCCAAGGACAUCGAGAGUGUCCUGAGGUGCAGCGUCUUGGAAAUAGAGCAGGGCAUGUCCCGGAUCAAAACCACCCAGGACGCCGACAUCCACACAGCCAUGGACAACUACGAAUGCAACAUUUUUACCUUCCUCUACUUAGUCUGCAUCUCUACCAAGACCCAGUGCAGCGAGGAGGAUCAGUCGCGGAUCAACAAGCAGAUUUAUAACCUGAUUCAUCUCGAUCCCAGGACGCGGGACGGCUCGAGCUUGCUGCAUCACGCCGUCAAUUCCAGCACGCCCGUGGACGACUUCCACACGAAUGACGUCUGCAGCUUUCCGAACGCGCUCGUCACAAAACUCUUGCUGGAUUGUGGUGCCGACGUGAACGCUGUGGACAACGAAGGAAAUAGUCCGCUCCACAUCAUCGUCCAGUACCACAGGCCCAUCAGCGACUUCUUGACAUUGCAUUCCAUCAUCAUUAGCCUGGUGGAGGCUGGUGCUCACACAGACAUGACGAAUAAGCAGAAGAAAACUCCCCUGGAUAAAAGUACAACGGGGGUGUCUGAAAUACUCCUUAAAACUCAAAUGAAGCUGAGUCUCAAGUGCCUGGCUGCCCGAGCAGUACGGAUCUAUAACAUCAGCUACCAAAACCAGAUCCCCAGAACUCUGGAAGAAUUUGUCAAGUUUCACUAGGCUACAUAAGAUCUUUCAUGGUGGUGCUAUCCCGUGACGACAUCCAUUGCAGACCACAGAAUAUGUGUGUGUACAUGGAGUUGUGUUUCUCUCUUCUGUCACUUUGGUUCCUUUGGAUUCAGUGUGCAGCCUCAGUUCUCAUGCAGAUCUCGGGGAAAAAAAAAGCCACACAAUUUUCCUGUAGUCAAAUCUGGUGUUGGAGGUUUUGGUCAUUUCUUUUAAUUAAAAAAAAUAAUAACUGUUUUGUUAUCUCUUGUUUUUAUAAACAAAAGGAAAA
This is a messenger RNA of Cygnus atratus (black swan), 2566 nucleotides long. RefSeq names its product fem-1 homolog B (gene FEM1B). Gene Ontology annotation, molecular function: protein binding. The record is from RefSeq and is a predicted model, not a curated record. Lineage: Eukaryota; Metazoa; Chordata; Aves; Anseriformes; Anatidae. The transcript has 2 exons. The coding region runs from base 406 to 2289 and encodes 627 amino acids.